GUAUUAGCGUCUGUAUAGUUCGGUACAGUCCUGGAAAGAAAUACUAGACAUUACAUAUAUAUACUACUCUCUCAUCCAAAGUCUCUCUCUCUCUCUCUCUCUCUCUCUCUCUCUCCCUCUCUCUCUCUCUCCCUCUCUCUCUCCAUUCAGAGCUCAGCCUGCAGCUGCAACACUCUGCUGUUACUAUUUCUGUCAAACUGCUUUAAUGCACAUUACACGCUCAGUACAACACAUUUACUCUCUCUCUUACACACACACACACACACACACCAUUAGCAGCAGCAUGUAGCUUCCCUAGCUCUCUCUUUCUCUCUCUCUCUUAAACACACACAGAAGCUGGCUCGGCCUCAGUCGGGCGGCUGGGUGUGCGUCGGACGGAGCUCAGAGACCACGGGACAGAGCUGAGGAUAGCAGCGAUGUGGACGAAGAGGAGGAAGACGACGACGUUGAAUCCGGAGUAAAACUCCUAAUCCAGCUUCUGGUUUCUGGUUUCAACAGACGCUUUGAGAUUCUGGGUUUCGACGAGGAAUCGAAGCUGCUGGCAUUUUUUUUGUUUUUUGUUUUAAAUCCGAGACCAGUUUCUGUCCUUCGAAGACAAAGUCUGGUUUCUGGGCUUUUCAGAUUUGUUUUUAGGUUUUUAUCUUCUCUUCUGAACGCUGCAGAUGAAGCAGAAGAACAGUUUCUGUCUUCUUUCUCUGUUUGGAGGCUGAAGCAGCAGAGCCGAUGGACGCUGUCCACAGCUGGACGUUGGUGUGAACUGGCAGAGUGCGGAGACAGCUGGAUGAGAGUCUGAAGUUACAGUAGAGUCAAUGUGACAGACAUGAAGAACCCAGACCAGUAUGGAGGAAGUCACCUGGAGAGUCUGGCGUGUGCAGCGCUGUCCAGUCUGGUGUUGGUUCUCCUGGGACUGCUGGGCUCGGUCCACGGCUGUCCUGGUGUCUGCACAUGCUACGGUAACACCACGGACUGCUCCGCUGUGGGCCUUCUCUCUCUGAAGUCCAUCCUGGGACUGCUGGACCAGGACUCUCUGAUCCUCCGCCUACCCCACAACAACCUUUCGUCCCUGGGCACGGCCGACCUGUCCAACCUCAGCAGCCUGGACCUCCUGGAUCUCUCCCAGAAUCACUUUUCCACCCUGCAGCCCGGGGCUUUCUCGGGCCUGAGCGGCCUGCGAUGCCUCAAUCUCUCUGCCAACUACCUCGGGGUUCGCCUGGUGACCCCUGACCCCAACAACGGCACAGAAGUCCUCCAGGAUGGAAGUCAAGGGAGCGUUGGCCUGAGCAGGGACGUUUUCAGGGGGCUGUGGCGGCUGCGGGGGCUCGACCUGUCCUCCAACGGCCUCCUGUGGCUGCCAAAAGGCAUGCUGGACGGGCUGCAGAGACUCGCCUGGCUGUCCUUGGCCAGCAACCGGCUGGCGGCCCUGGACAGAGUCACCUUCGAGCCCCUGGUGGGACUACAGCAGCUCCGCCUGGCGGGAAACCCCUGGGAGUGCGACUGCAAGCUGAGAGACUUCAAGCACUGGAUGGAGUGGAUGAUUUACAGGGAUGGGCAGGUAGAUGCGAUGCAGUGCAGUCUCCCGGGGGAUCUGAAGGGCAGGGACAUCCGCAGCGUGCCAGCAGAGAUGUUCAGCUACUGCCUGCCGACUGUGACCAAAGAGGGCGCGCCGGGCUACGCCACGCGGCCUCCGUGCCCGCCCGGCCGCAUCAGCAGCAACGACGAGUGCAUCCGCCAGCGCUACCGGCCCGUCAGCGUCCGCCGAGCGCACGGCACGCAAAUAGUCGCGGGCGUGAUUUGCGGCACGGUGUGCGUCAUGAUGGUGGUCGCGGCGACGUACGGCUGCGUCUAUGCCUCCCUGAUGGCGCGCUACCAGAGGGAGAUGAACAGCCGCGGGCAGCCGCUGAUGGCCGAGUCCGGAGGAGACACGGACCUGGAGGACGGGGAGGUGUCAUCGCCGACGUCUCCGCAGGAGUCGCCGCCCAAAGAGGGCUGCGGCAUCGUGCACGGGUAUCGAAUCAGCAGCUUCUGACACGAGCUUUCGCAUCCAUCCAGGACGCCCUGGCUGCUUCUGCUCCUCAGCUCUCAUCGGUGAUGAGACGACAUCCGCGGGGAGAAGCCCUGCAGCUCUGUGAUUGUGCUGAGAAGCCUC
Messenger RNA from Perca fluviatilis (European perch), 2146 nucleotides. Its product is annotated as leucine-rich repeat and transmembrane domain-containing protein 2-like. NCBI's taxonomy places the organism in Eukaryota, Metazoa, Chordata, Actinopteri, Perciformes, Percidae. Bases 821 to 2026 code for a protein of 401 amino acids. The transcript is spliced from 4 exons. The record is from RefSeq and is a predicted model, not a curated record. Gene Ontology annotation, molecular function: protein binding.